AUCAUGUGCGAAGCUAGCUGUCUGUGAUUAGCCACGUCAUGUAAACUUAGCACUAGGGCAGUUGUCAUAUUAAGGUAUCCAGGGGUCGCAAUUUUGUGGGGGGGACCGGCCCAUCUUCAGAGAAGGGCUAUUGUUUGUGGAUUAUUCGUGGACAGAAACCCUAUGGAAAGAUGUCAGAUAUUGGGGACUGGUUCAGAAGCAUCCCUUUAAUCACCCGGUCAUGGUUUGCAGCCUCGAUUGUUGUUCCCUUAAUUGGGAAACUAGGUUUGAUUGACUUAUGGCACCUCAUUCUUAUCCCGGAGUUGGUCUUUACCAGAUUCCAUCUUUGGAGACCAGUGACAGCCACCUUGUUUUUCCCAAUAUCCCCGAAUACAGGGUUCCUGUACAUGGUUAACCUGUAUUUCCUCUACCACUACUCCACUCGGCUAGAAACAGGGGCGUUUGAUGGCAGACCUGCAGACUAUGUCUUCAUGCUUCUCUUCAACUGGAUCUGUAUUGUUAUAACGGGGAUGCUGAUGGACAUGCGGCUACUCAUGAUCCCGCUGAUCAUGUCGGUGUUGUACGUCUGGGCGCAGUUCAAUAAAGACGUGAUCGUGUCCUUCUGGUUCGGAACACGAUUCAAGGCGCAUUAUCUACCCUGGGUCAUCUUGGGCUUCAACUUCAUCAUUGGAGGCUCAUUUGUGAAUGAACUGACGGGGAAUUUAGUGGGUCACCUCUACUUCUUCCUCAUGUUCAAAUACCCAAUGGACCUGGGAGGACGCUCCCUUCUCUCCACACCAGAGUUCUUAUAUCGGUUUUUCCCUAACAGGAGGGGAGGGGUGUCGGGCUUUGGAGUCCCUCCCAGCAGGAGACCAGCUGCCCAGGAGCAGGCAGGAGGAGGAGGAGGAGGAGGAGGAGGAGGUGGAGGAGGGGGAGGGGGUGGUGGUGGUUUCGGAGGACGUCACAACUGGGGCCAAGGCUUCCGCCUGGGUGAUGAAUGAGAGGAGGUGGCUCCAUCCUCCUCCUUAGCUCUGAACAACUAACGGCCGCACAGCUGUUGACUCGGGUUAAAAUGCUCGCUUCUUCACGUUUUUUUUCUUCUUCUCUGAUUUGAGGGAAUUAACAAUAUAUAUAUAUUGAUCUUAAUUCAUUUGCAUUUGUGUUUAUUUUUAGAGGUGACGGGAUGAAAUUUGAAAAAGUGGGCAUUUUAAUCAAGAAAGCAGCAGGACUCGGACUCUGGCUUCAAGUAAAGCCAGGUCUACUUCUCUACUCAACGACUGCUAAUGUGUCCAUGUGAAGCAGAUAGAAGAAAAUGUACUUUCUUUUUUUUUUUGCAAUGUGAUGACUCUUGAUCUCCCCUCCCCUUCAUUUCCUCCCUCUUCUUUUCAUCCCUCCUCCUCAACCAACUGCCAUUGGUCUGUCAAGACUGGAGAUGUUGCAGCUGCACACCAGCAUGCUGUUAAUUCUGAUUCAUGUGUUCCUGUUUUGUCUCUCUCUGUGUUGCCAUAUCAGAUUACAGUGUAUUUACCAAUGCACAGGGAGCGAGCUCUAGGCAUCCCAUCACACAACAUGGACAAAGCUAUAGAGCGAGUGAGUGUUUCCAGGUCUGAACUUAAAGAACACAGGUGUAAAAUACUUUGAAACCCCCUGUUGUAGGACGCGAUCUUAACAAAAUGAGGCGAAAACAGGAUUUUCCUCUUUUUGUAAAUAAAACUGUUUAUUGAAAGGA
Messenger RNA from Solea solea (common sole), 1708 nucleotides. RefSeq names its product derlin 1 (gene derl1). The coding region runs from base 171 to 980 and encodes 269 amino acids. Gene Ontology annotation, molecular function: misfolded protein binding; ubiquitin-specific protease binding. Gene Ontology annotation, cellular component: endoplasmic reticulum membrane; Hrd1p ubiquitin ligase ERAD-L complex. The record is from RefSeq and is a predicted model, not a curated record. Gene Ontology annotation, biological process: endoplasmic reticulum unfolded protein response. The transcript has 8 exons. Lineage: Eukaryota; Metazoa; Chordata; Actinopteri; Pleuronectiformes; Soleidae.